Molecule: messenger RNA, 2557 nt
Organism: Spinacia oleracea (spinach)
Lineage: Eukaryota; Viridiplantae; Streptophyta; Magnoliopsida; Caryophyllales; Amaranthaceae
Exons: 3
Coding region: 2-2302 (766 amino acids)
Molecular function (GO): zinc ion binding; protein binding
Source: RefSeq, a predicted model, not a curated record
CAUGGCUGGGAAGAAGCUAAUUGCAAUUUGUCAAUCGGGGGGCGAGUUUGAGACCGAUAAUGAGGGUAUAAUGACCUAUAAAGGAGGAGAGGCUCAUGCCAUUGAUAUUGAUGAUGAUAUGAAUUUCAAUGCCUUUAAAAUGGAGGUGGCUGAGAUGUUCAAUUGGAGCACAGAUGCAAUGUCUAUGAAGUACUUUCUUCCUGGAAACAACAAGAUACUCAUUACAAUAUCCAGUGAUAAGGACUUGUUGCGCAUGAUCAAGUUCCAUGAUUGUCAGAUGACUGUUGAUAUCUAUGUCAUGAUAGGAGAAAUUAUUGAUCCUGAACUCUCUAACUUGCCUGUCAGUAGGUCGAGCAGAACCUCUUUAUCUCAGGAAAUGAUGCCACUUGAUGCCCCCAUUGAUGUGGUGGAGGAUACUAAUCAUGAUCAUGAUGAUGUGCAUUUUAUUGCUCCUCUUGAUAUUAUUUCCAAUACCGAUGUCAAGAUCGAUAUGCCAACUGAAAUUUCUCCACCAGCGCCCCUCGCUAGCUCCAGUGAUGAGAAACUUGUGAAAGCUGCUCAUCAAUGGCAGAAUAACAUUACUGGUGUUGGUCAGAGAUUCAAUAGUGUUGCAGAGUUUCGUGAGGCGUUACGUAAAUACGCAAUUGCCAAUCAAUUUGCAUUUAGAUAUAAGAAGAAUGAUAGUCACCGUGUGACUGUCAAAUGCAAAGCCGAAGGUUGUCCUUGGAGAAUUCAUGCAUCAAGGCUAUCAACCACGCAGCUAAUUUGUAUCAAAAAGAUGAACCCUGAACAUACUUGUGAAGGAGGUAUUCAUACCACAGGUUAUCAAGCAACUAGAAGUUGGGUUGCAGGUAUUAUAAAAGAGAAGUUGAAAGUGUCCCCAAAUUACAAGCCCAAGGAUAUUGUAAAUGAUAUUAAACAGGAAUAUGGAAUUCAAUUGAAUUACUUCCAGGCGUGGCGCGGUAAAGAAAUUGCCAAGGAGCAACUGCAAGGUUCUUAUAAAGAAGCUUAUAAGCAGUUACCAAGUUUUUGUGAAAAGAUAAUGGAGUCAAAUCCGGGGAGUUUAGCUACUUUUACAACCAAAGAUGAUUCGAGUUUUCAACGUCUCUUUGUCUCAUUUCAUGCCUCGUUAUACGGAUUCCAGCAAGGUUGUCGGCCUCUACUUUUUCUUGAUAGCAUAGCGUUGAAGUCUAAGUACCAAGGAACACUUCUAGCUGUCAAUGCUGCUGAUGGGGAUGAUGGUGUCUUUCCAGUUGCUUUUGCUGUGGUUGAUGCUGAAACUGAUGAUAACUGGCGAUGGUUUUUAUUGCAGUUGAAGUCAGGGAUGCAGACACCUGGUUCAAUAACAUUUGUAGCAGACAGACAUAAGGGGUUGAAGGAAUCAAUUGCUGAAAUAUUUGAGGGUUCAUUUCAUGGUUACUGUUUAAGGUACUUGACUGAGAAUCUUAUUCGGGACCUGAAAGGGCAUUUUUCUCAUGAAGUGAACCGCCUCUUGGUUGAGGAUUUCUAUGCUGCUGCUUAUGCUUCUAAGCUUGAAGAUUUUCAGAGAUACAUUGACAGCAUCAAGAGUAUCUCCAUAGAAGCUUAUGAGUGGGUCAUACGAAGUGAACCUGAAUACUGGGCAAAUACUUUCUUUAAGGGUGCAAGAUAUAAUCAUCUCUCAUCAAACUUUGGUGAUAUGUUUUAUAGCUGGGCAUCAGAGGCACAUGAGUUGCCCAUAACACAGAUGGUCGAUGUUAUCAGAGCUAAGAUACUAGACCUAAUUUGCGCACGGAAAUCGGAGUCAGCACAGUGGUUAACGAGGCUAACUCCAUCUAUGGAAGAAAAACUGGAGAAGGAAAACUUGAAAGUCUCUCAACUUCAAGUUUUGAUCUCAGUUGGUAGUACAUUUGAAGUACGUGGAGACACCGUAGAAACAGUUGACAUUGAUCAAUGGGAAUGUAGUUGCAAAGUGUGGCAGUUGACUGGUUUACCUUGUUGCCAUGCUGUAGCUGUUAUUGGUUGCAUGGGAAGAACUCUGUAUGAAUAUUGUUCCCAAUAUUUUUCAGUUGAAAGUUAUAGGUUGACAUACUCUGAGACGGUAAAUCCUGUUCCAAGCACUAAUGGGUCGUUUCAGAAUGAUUCAUCUCAGGCUGCUGUGACAGUGACGGUUACACCUCCUCCUACACGUCGGCCUCCAGGCCGGCCCACAAAGAAGCUUUUUGGCUCACAGGAGGUUGUCAGACGUCAGCUGCAGUGUAGUAGAUGCAAGGGCAUGGGACACAACAAAUCAACAUGUAAAGAGAUUUUAGUGGAACAGUAAUAAUGGGUGGAUCCAUAAUAUCGGAAUUCAGAAUAUCCGAGACAUAACAACCAGAAAGCUGCAUAUCUUUUCACAGAUCAAGCAUCCCAAAAAUAACAGCAUUUCUCCUCUUCAGCAUCAGAUUCUAUGCUAGGUCUACAACAACAACGCGUAAUUAAGUAAAUUAACUCAAUUUUAGGGGCUCAUUUCGUUACCUUGCUUCCGAUUUUCUCAUCAGUGAUCGGCUUCCUAUGUAUAUAUACUCUGAUUUAUUUA